Histoplasma mississippiense is the source of this 1947-nucleotide messenger RNA. RefSeq lists its product with no specific name. NCBI's taxonomy places the organism in Eukaryota, Fungi, Ascomycota, Eurotiomycetes, Onygenales, Ajellomycetaceae. The transcript is spliced from 2 exons. The record is from RefSeq and is a predicted model, not a curated record. The coding region runs from base 1 to 1947 and encodes 648 amino acids.
AUGCCGUUACAGAAGAGCAUGCCGCAACGGACUCCUCAGUCAAAAUCCUCCAAUCUGCCUCCCCACACCGAUGAUUCUGGCUCUGGAGGUAGGCAUUUGCCCGUUCAGCAAAAGUCAUCCGCUUCAGCCAAAACACAGGCUGCGAAGACUAACAGGCAGGUGCAAGCAGUGGAGGGUCCUCCGUCACGAAGGAUGCAGAAAAAUUCGUCCUCAGGUAGCAUCACGACGGAUAGCUCCAAUUCCAGUUCGUUGCCUUUUAGGAAUAACACGGAGCAGCGCCCUGGUGGUGCCCAAACUCGCCGAAGACAAUCGAUUAGGGAGCAGAACACGACAAUUGGCCCGCGAAAUGGAGAUCCUGUGAAACGGGCGUUCACCAAUUAUUCGAAUCCUCAAACGUAUUCCGAGAACCCUUCCACACAGCCCUCCACGUCUCACGAACACACGGGAAACUCAAGCUCUCGUUUGAGUUUUGGCUCAGCAACAGCUAGUGGUUCAUUGAAGGAUGAGAGUCCGACUCCCCCCGAGAACAGCGAGUUCCUCGCGCCAAUCAGUUUCGACGAUUUCCAUAAUAGUAUCAUGUCGAAAGAACCAAGUUUAAGUCAUUUCCCUCUUCCUAUGGCCAGCAGUUAUGAUUUGAAACCCCCGGCUCCAAGAUCGACGCCGAGGUGGUCAAGCCAACAGCCACCGCAAAAUGGGAACCAUGUGCGGACAGGCCAGCUGGCCCGAAGAGAAAGCAAUGCUUCACGGAGCACAGUGGGGAGUGUAACAGGAGUAAAUGGAAAUACUCAACCUCAAGGAACUACUGCAUCUCGUCCGCGUCGGCUAAGCCACGCUCCUCCUCCAUCUUCUACUGCUUCAACGUCGCGGCCGCCUAGGAAAUCUAUUGGACCGGGUAGCUUGAUAUCUGACAAUGGAGAUCGCGUUGCUCCGCGGCGAAGACCAAGUUUAUCAGCAAGGAAAGUCUCGGAUGCAAAUCGUCCAGACCAGCCAAAUUUUAACCCUCAAAACUUUGAUGUUGGUGGUCCUUCCGAGUCUACAAUGUUUCUAAAUACACCUAGGUAUCAAAAAGCAAAAUCGUUGCAACCACCUUCCCGAAUAACCAGGGAUAGUAGGGAUAGCCUGUUUGUUCCAUCUACUGGGCCAGAACCCUUGAGGUCUUCGUCAAAUAAUGCUGUUCGAACUCCAGCCAAGACUGGACUAAAUCGGACAACUACACCCUCGUCAUCCAAGCGGAUUUCUGUUAUGCCACCACAUGCUCACGGCUUAGGGGCACGAACGAUAAGCCCUACCGAUGCUAGGCGUAUGAAAAGAAUGUCGCUGAUGCCCCAACCGCCGCCCAUGCCACAUACUCCUCCCACACAGCAAAACAUUGUGCUUCCCAGACCUCGUUCUUCUGCCCAGUCUCCUUCCAUGAUACCGAGGAAAAGUGUCACCCCUUCCUCUUCAAGGACCACUCCUGAUCCUCAUCGCAAAUCCUACAGUUCGGGGAUUUCAUUAUCAUCCAAUACCAGUUACAAUUCUGCUCGGAAUUCAAACGGGUCCUUGCAACCCAGGCUUUCGCAGAAUAUUUCUACCUCUAGAUUGCCAACUCCGAAACCACGUGCAGACAACGCCUCCAAUAACGAUGAGGAAGAAGUCCCACCGGUUCCAGCAAUUCCGAAGGCAUACGAAUCGCCUAAGACUGAAGGAGAAGUCCAAUUGCCUCCUGCUCGAAAAUCUAGCCUGCCGUCUGAAACCGGAUCACUCAGAGAUAGUUUAAAAUUGAAUUCUGGUAGCUUUGAAACUCCUAGCAAGGGGCCUACAAUAGAUGACUUUCAUGUUGCGAGACCAGUUGUCCAUAGGAUGGAAUCUAAACCUCGACCUGUUUCAAACAUUGGGUCGCAAAAAUCUCCAACCAUUGAAGCUCCCACCACUCAAUUUAUUGCCUCUAAGCGUUCCUAUGACUAA